AAAAACAACCGAGCAGCGAAGAAGGUACCGAACGUCAAACAUUUUCUCACCAAAUAUCGAUUGGCCACCGACGAAAAGAGAAAUUUCCGAACACACUUUUACUCGCUCGAAGAAAGUGUCCGAUGCCCUGAAACGGUCCCGUACAAGACAAGGGAAUCGUUUUCACGUGAAUCUCCCUCGAAGCAAAGUCCCCAAAAGUGUGCAGUGUUGCGGGCUGUGCUGUGUGUGUUGUGUGAUAAACAUUAUCCAAAAAAUAUUGGUGCAUUGUGCAUUGUGCGAACAUGGUGCUAACGGGUGGGUGAUAAGUGCGCGAUAAAUGAUACGCGCUAGUGCCGAAACGAAAAGCAGAAAGUCUACGAAAAAAGGGGAGCCCUGGUCUCUCGCUCGACUGUGUAGUUGGUGAUGAAAAUCGUGUAUUCCGCCGCACCAAAACAUACGGAUUUGCGGUGUUUCAAGAGAUAAUUCAAACCAUCACAAACGACUCAAACGACUCCACCCCAAUCAUGUCACACGCGAUUGCAACCGAACGACCGGCGGCGCGUCCUUGGCAACAACAUUAGCUGCAACUGGCCGUAGGUGCGAACGGAAAGGCGCUAAACGGUGUUUACCGGGCGAUAUACAGAACGCGUCACUCGUGAGGCAUCCGGCGACAGGAGGCUAGCGAUGGAAUCCCAGCGCAUACUAUCCUCUCCGUCGAACGGUGGCGAUGACACGGAAACCGACUCCAUCAGCUGUUACGUGGUGGAAGGGGCCGACCUAUCGUCGACGGCGGACGGUGCCGUACAGUACCGGCUGAACGGUGUGCGGGAAGCCGAACACGCGGACGACCAUUUGCGAAAGGGACUGAACCGCAUCUCGAGCGAUUCGGCGUCCACUUACGAAAUGGUGGACGGUGGCAGUCCCCAGUCACCUGCGUCCGGCACCAGCGACGGUCACGGGAUGGACGGUGACGACGAUGACGACGGUGAGGAGGAGGAAGAUGAUGAGCGGGAGGACGAGAUGUGGAGCAAUAUUGUGCGCAUAAAUAAUGCGACGGUCGCUACGGUGGCCGAACUGACGGGCGGCACGGCGGCAGAGCAAACGGACGGUGGAAUGGCGAACGAAAUCGAGUACGAAGUGCAGGAGGCCAGUGGGCCGGAACAGCUGAACCGCGACGGUGGUGAAUUAUUGCAGCGCAAACGCUACGAUCUGGCGCGCUCGUCCACGAAGGAGGAGAAACAGCGCCACAAUGAGGAAAUAGUGAUCAUGAAAUCGAACUCGCUCUCUUCCGAUACGACGCCGGCCACUAGCUCGUGGGAACCGGUCACUGUGGACGGUGGGGGUAGGUCCGAGCCGGCACGGGAUGGUGAUGAUCGACGGCACGAGGAAGCAACGGUAGCACCGGCGCCCGCUUUCGGUGGUCCUUCGAAACCGUGCUUCAUAGACGCAUCGUCACUGUUCGACGAUGAUGAGGUGGUGUAUCCAUCGUUCCAGGAACCUUCCUGCCCAACGCACCGAUCGCAGGUGGAAGCUGCACCGUGCGAAAGCAGCGUCGUACAGCUAGCGGCGAUUCUGCGCGACGAAGAGGAGAUGCUCCUAUCGGCAGGGGCAGCACAGGUGGAGGAGCAGGUAUCGAAACCGAUCGAAGUGAAGGACCAGUUUGCUGCCGGUUCGGCGAACAACUACAUCGCGAGCAAGUUUGAGAAGCUUGCCGAAUCGAACCAUUCUACCGAACCGACCGGUAAUGAUAGCGAUCGCGAGGAAGUGCUCGCGCGCCAGGAAGCGGAACGAAAGCAGGGCACAUUUCUGUUUCAAAACUCGAUCCAGCAAUACUCGGGCCAUGUGCUGGAUACUAGCCUGCAGUUUGCACCGGACGAAGCGUACAGUGAUCUGUCGCUGCCGAGCGUUUACUCGUCUAGCAGUGAGCCAAAUUACGGUGAAUAUAGUUCACUGACGAUUAGCGAUCAUCAUCGAUACUCGUUGGGCGGAGCCGGCUCCGGUGCGGUGGCGACCGACGAGCGAGCUAGCGGACAGAUGGACAGUUUUCGUGGAGGGGGCACGUGUACCAGUGGGUACAACUCUAGCUCGGCCGAUUACAACAGCCGUACGCAGGCCACGAGCGACGUCGAAUCAACAUCACACUAUCCAAACACGCCGUUCAACUCGAUCGUACAUGUGACGUCCGCUGCCGCUAUUCCCCAACAGAUGGCGCUGCGCCGACCGGUGCAAGAGCCGGGCGAGGAUACCGGGAACGAUACAAGCCGGGCCAGUUCCGUGGAUCGCGAAUCACACUCCACUCCGAUUCGAAUCCCGAAGCGGUUGCAAAAACACGACGAAUCGGCACCGAUUGUGUCGGGCGGUGCGUCCAUCGAGGAUUUUACCCCGAAGCAGUGCGAAUCGCCCUCGGUACGGCGACGAACCGACACGUGCCCGAUAGUGUCGGGAGGCAGCAUCAGCUUCGACGAUCCAUCGGAGCAGGAGCGUACGGUUGCAACGGGCCGGCAGUUAAGCAAGAGCGGGUCGGGCAAAUCGUGGGUUGUUGAUUUAAAGAACUGUCCGGACGAUGAGCAAUCCACGGUGACGGCGGCGGCAUCUGCGAUGAACUCUCUCGAACACUCGGGCCAACGGAGUCUCGGGUUUUUCGUCGAUUUGGGUAGCCUUAAGACACCGGAAGAGGAAAAAUCAAUUACGGCGGCGGUGAACAGCAGACCGCGUACGGCACGCUCGGACCUGAUGAAGAAAUCGACCGGAUUCUACAUCGACCUGUCGGACGACGGUAGUGAAAGCACGCGCAGUGCCACACCGAAGCUCGGUGGUUCGAAGCUUGAUACGCCACCACCGUCGGCAUCCGCUCUGACCGGAUCAUCGUCGCGUGGCGAGUCGGAAGACAGGCAGACGGAUCGUAAGAACAUGUUUUCGAUGUUCAUUGACUUUGGAGGCGAUAAUGCACCUAGCAAACCGGCCAUGCCGCGGAAGCUAUCGAUGCCACAGCCCGUGCUGGCGGGAACGUCGAACGCGAAGGAAUCGGUACGCCCGUGCAGCCUGGGACCAACCGCGGGCGAAGAAUCGAGCAAGCCUUACUACAUGUUUAUCGGCUCGCAGCCCGAUGCCCAACCGAUGGCGCCGGUUAUGCGGCGUCCGAAUGGGGCUGCGGCCGGUGGUACGGCUGCCAGGCACGAAUCGAAACGUCACUCGUGGAAUACGACCGUCGGUGAGGGGGGCGGAAUGGGGGGCAACUUUCACGAGCGUAGAAUCGCCACCAACAGCGCCUACCAGCGGUCGACGAGUGUCACGAGCGAUCGCGGCAUUAUGAACAUUCUGGACAAAAUUCCACUCCUCUCGAAAACGUCCAGCAUGUCGAUCGAUUCGUCCGUUUCGCCGUUCGACGAUUUUACAUGCUCCAAGUCGGAACUGAGCACCUACUCGAACCAUUCGGUAUCGUCCAACUCGGCACACUCGAGCAACGAGUCGAAGAAGGUAUCGCCGAAGGACGCCCAGGAAGGGCAACCGAUGGAAGUGCCCGCGGACGGGAUGAUGGUUUCGUCCUCGAAGAAAAAGCGCCGCGAUGCAAAGAUCAACGAAACGUUCGACAAGAGCAGCCAGGGGUCGAUAACGGACGGUGUGCUUUCGUCGAACGAGGACGCCUCCCCGACGUCAACCACAACCGACACGGACGAUGUCACGUUCCAAAACCAUCCGGCAGAAGAAGAUGCACCACUGCUGCUGUCAGCCGUUGCGACCGCGGAACAGCCGCAAGCGAAGCCAGAAGAACCGAUAAAGCUGUCGGCAAUUACCACGACCACCAGCACAAAGCAGAUGGAAACGAUCGUCGAGACGGUAGAAUGCUCACCGCGCCAUACAGCAGCGGUGUCGUCGUCGGCGGCACGGAAUAAACCGCAGCACACGAUGGAAACGCUGCACGCUACAAUCGAGAAGCAGAAGCAGCUGCUCGAAACCGUCUCCGAGAACGUUGAAUCGCACGCGUCGCAACCGACGACCACGACGUCCUCCUUUGUGAAGCUCUCCGACAUGGAUAAACCACCGUCCGGCGCGGUUCCGAAUCAGCUCGUUACGACCAAGUUUGAGCUGCAUUCGAGCAGCGGUGGCAGCGGUGGUGGCGGUAGCGCCAUCCACCACAUGUCCAAUUCGGCCGGUUCCAGUCGAGUAGCGCGGCUGUUCGAAUGUCAAAAGUACAACACGAUCGGGUCGGCGAUCGGGGCCAGCAGCCAAGCGAUGAGACAGCAGCAGCAGCAGCAGCAGAAGGCAUCGAACUACUAUCACUCGAACGGUGGGGUAACGUCGAUGGAGCGACACUCGUGGAAUAUGUCUCGCUCGACUGGCAACAACUUUGUGAGCCUCAUCUCGUCUUCGGUGGAAAACUCCCGUUCGCUCAGUCGGCUGUUUCCGCACCUGUCGAAAGCUUUUAGCAGCAGUCUUCCAUCCGACGUGGGGAUGAAUGGUAUGGGACGAAGUGGCCAGCAGGAUGGCAACGAGAUGCUGCAUUCGGACUUUUCCUGCACAUCAAGCAUCACCUCAAGCCGAUCCGGUAUUGAAUCCAUCGAUGAAUCCAUCUCGAGCCGGCAGCCGCGCCGCCUUGGUGAGGAUCUGCUGAAGAUGUUCCUUCAGGAGAUUGCCACCGACGUGACGAUCGAGGUCGAGACGAGGCGGAUGCGUGCGCACAAGUGCAUACUGCGAUCGCGUUGCCAGUACUUUGCGGCAAUUCUCGCCGGGAGUUGGGUGCAGAAUGCGGGCAACGUGAUCACGCUGCCCGGCUACACGUACGCGGCAGUGCACUUUGCGCUGUGCCACAUCUACUCUGGUGCCUCCCACCCACCGGAAGGCAUCAGCCUGAUGGAGCUGGCCGCCCUGUCCGAUCUUCUCGGUCUCGAGGGGCUGAAGGAGGUAACGGCGUACGCGCUGAAAACGAACUACUGUCACAAUUUUCACAAGCCCUGCGUCGGUUGUACGGACGGUGUGUUACAGGUGCUGCCGGUUACGCUCAACCACGGGCUGGACGAUCUGUACCGCAAGUGCUUGAAGUGGGUGUGCCGGCAUUACGUGAAGAUUUGGUCGCAGAAGCAAUUCUCGCAGCUGCCGCUGGAUGUGGUGCAUCGCUGCAGGCAACAGAUCGUGGCCCAUCUCAACUCCGAAAGUGUUCUUACGACGAUACUGGACAGCGAGCAGCUGCUGACGCUGCUGCACCCGUACAAGUGGUCGGUCGAGGUGGAAAACGUGGUGCGCGACAUACUGGACACAGCGUACGAUUACAUCGCGGACCACUUUGCGUCGUUGCUGGCCAGCGAUAGUUUCCUGUCGCUCGGGCAAACCUACCGCUGGGCAAUUCCCCACCUGGAACCGAUCCUACUGCCCGCCGCCAACAAUCUCAGCCCGGAUCAGGCGUGCAAAAGCUAUCCGAGAGCGACGCGGCUACAAAAGCUACUGCAGGCCAAGGUACUGACCGUGACAACGACCACCACCACCACCACCACCAGCUCGACACCGAUGUCGUCGAGCGAUAAUACGAACGUGGUAAACGUUUACGAGAAGCAAACGAGCAGCAAGGGCAGCGAUGGCGGCGGUGGUGGCACGCGCAAAGAAGUGGACUACAAUCUGCAGGAGGAAGAAAUGGACUGGUGCGAUGAGUUUGUGGGCAUGGUUAACGCCAUUCUGUCCGCGGUGGAACAGUGCCUGAUACGGCAAUGUGCACGCGCCAUGCGCGUUAGCUCCUGGCAGCGGAUGGACGUCGAGCUGCGCAACAAGAUCCAGAAGCUGGCCUGCCUGAUGGAAACGGCCGAAGAGCGAAAGUCCCGAUCGCGGUACUCGUUCUCGUCGCAAACGUCCUCCUCCUCUUCCGUGCAUUCGCGUUCGAACGAUAUGCGCCAGGUGCGGUUGGCUAUACAAGCGCACACGAAGCGUGCCCUCGAAGCGGGCCAAUCGAACCACCAUCAGCACAGCAGCAAUCGGACGCAGCAAACGCAAACGAUCAAUACGCAUCAGCACGAGCUGAAUGCGGCCUUGCUGAGCUCGCACAAGCUGGCAAAGCACUACGCAACGCACGAAGCAUCGAUGGCCGGUGCUCCGGUGCUGGAGCGUGAACGGCAGAAACACCAGCAGCAGGCGCUAGAGAAUGGGCGGCUGUCGAAAGCGGCUUCCAAAACUCACGUACCCGACGGUGGCCGGAAAUCGUCCGCCUCGCUCACCAACGGUCGCCAAGCGGCCAACGGCAUCCGGAUGGGAGUGCUUGCCAAAGCAUCCAACGCUACCCAGCCGGUCGCACACAAACGAUCCCAAUCGGAGGAUCAUGCAAACCUGAAGCCGCCUGCGGUUGCGUCCGGCAAGCCCGAACCGGCGCCAAACAAUUUGCGCACCAAGCUAAGCAACGUGAAGCCACGGUAUCUCGAACCGAAGAAACCGAAAAAUGCGGCCAAUCUGCACGCGCAGAACAACAUCUCGUCCAGCGGCAGCUCCACCCGGACGUCCAGUCCGGCGAUGGGCACGCGCCGGAUCACGUCCAAGUUGCAGCAACAGAACCACGGGAACCACGAAUCGAAUCUCUCGCUCGACAGUCUCUCAUCGCCGGCCAAGCUAAGGAAUGCGAACGCGACGGCCAAACCCGCCCACCGGGCGACCGUCGGCGAAAUGGACGUUUCGAUCGACUCGCUGGCAGAGUCGUUGAAGUCGCACUCGAUCAAAACGAGCAACACGUUGUCGCACGAAUCGUUAAUCUAUCAGGAGUACUUUAAGCCAAAAGUUGUGAACACUGUCGAUCAGCAACGGCCCUCACAGCACGCUAAGAAUGGUCUCGUGAAGGAUAAGGAUCAUCAGCGUGAAAAGCGCCCGAAUGGGGGCAAAUCGGCAAACACGGCAGCUGCGCGGUUGCUUCCCGGUGGUAUCAAAACGAACCAUUCCUCGUCCUCAAUCCCGUCGGUAAUGAGUGCCCGGUCGAAUGGCAUCAACCGAACAGCGUCUUCAGCAAGCGUUGGUUCCAACGGUGGAUCGGGGCUAGUAAAGCGAAGCUUCCUCUCUCAACGGUCGCGCGAGAUUUUGGCCCGCCGUACCCAUGAGCCCAAAUCAAACUCGACCAACUCGAGCAACAAAUCGGCAGCAUCUUCGCCCAGUUUGCUGCUGACGCGCGAUAAAUCAUCGGGCAGCGAUAUCGCCAAGUCUGGCUCGUCCGCAUCGCUGGCAACACCGAGCUCCGGCUCGUCGCGGAAGGUAUUCAACACAACGCUGCACCUGCGACGUACGGCCAAAUUGCCAGAGGCAACGGGCAACAGCAACCGUGUGUCGCACACAGGUCAGGAACGCAAGGCCGGUGAUAAAGGCUCGUCCAAGGGGGCAGCAGCAGCAGCAGCCAAUCGAACGAAGACAGCCUCGGGCGACGGUAGAAUCUCGUUGAAGGGUAAUGUGAUGGAAAAUAAUUGUCCCGCACCACCGGAGGUGGGUGACGGACAAGCGGAUGUUCCGGUCAUCAUCGAACGUGUCGAAUCGAAGUUGGAACGUUCGAACACAUUCUCGAUCGAUGCGUCCGAUCAUCCGCUGUCGCUGCAAAUGUUAGAGUAAGCGGGUGGUAAAAUCGCACCGGAAGGUGUCAUGAAAGGACAUGAAAGGCGCGGGAAAGGUAAGCAAAACCAAUAAUGCAUCCUCUAGGAGAUGAUCGUCGUAUCGUCGCCUAACACAACUUCCCACCCGUUGUUACUGCAAUGGUGCGCAUGUACGAUGAUCUUUAAUUCGUAUUAAUUUCAUAUGGUAAAACACACCUGCUAACUUCAUCACAAAUGUCUAGUCACAUAUUUAUAUGCAUACACGUACGCAUACAUAGGGGGGAAACAAAACACAGAGAACGAAUGAAAUGUGUCGAGGAUGGCAGUGUUUCUCAACUCGGCGCGAUAUGUGGCCGGUGCAGCUUUUCUGCAUCUUUAAGUAAUGAUUCGUUAGUAACGAUAUACAUAUAUAUCUAUACUUAUCUGUUGCAAGAUAUGCUUAUACACACAUAUAUAGUUAUACAUAGAGUAUCGCACACACACACACACACUUGAUACUGUGGAGCAGAUAUAUGAAGUGUUGUUAGGCAAGACAUCCACGAACAACUAAUCCCUUUAAAGCCAUUAAUAUGAAAGAUUUUGAGCAGUUUUUUUUAUCGUGCGCUGGCUCGACACACGAUACGAGCCUGUUGCUGGGUGGUGUGAUUUAGUUGAUUGAAUGUUAAGAAAAUGGAAAAGAAAUCAUUUAUCUGUUUGUUAAAUUUGUAAAAGCUAAAGAGAGCGAGAAGAACUUACUCCACACACAAAAAAAGCAUCCCGAAAUGAUAACCCCCGCUGGAAUGUAUGUUUGCAGCGAUGAUAAUAAUUUAUGAAACGGUUUCCCCCUGUCGGUUACAACAACUCGCUAAAAUUAAACACAGCUGUUGCUUGUGUGAAAGAUUUGCUUUACUACUUAAUGGGACGCUACCAACUGUCAAUAAGAAUGUGUGUUGCUCUCUUUCGUACGUUUGUUUUUUUGUAUCAUUACGAAGCCAUAGUUUUAUUCGGUAAUCGAUCGUGUACUAUUCAGGCUAUAGUUUACAACAACACGUUAAGUCAGAAAAGAAAGGCGCAACACAUAUGACAUUCAGCACAGGAAUACUCCGCUGUUGAAAAUUCCAUAUCAUGCGCUUAGGUUCCAUCGAUGGUAAAGUGCUUGCUUUGAUAUUUAACAUCAAUUUUGCUUAAUCAGAAACAAUGUGAUAAAUCGAUCAUUAUGAUGAUCCUCCGGUUGGUUGCUACUGUAUACUAAUUUACGCGUUUGUUUUUUUUUUUUGCUUUCGUGCGCGUAUAUUUGCUUUGAUUCAUCUUUUUCAUUUGUAAGCUCGAGCUUUGUGUGCGUGUUUUCUUUCCCACAGAACUUACAGAAGAAUGUGUGAUAUUUAACGAACUUAUAAUAUUUAUUUUGCACUCCUCGCACUUGGAAUUUGCUGCCCGUUAAGUGGACGUUGCGUGCAGCAACAUAUUAUGUUUCAUUUGUAUUAAUCGUUUCAUCACAUACAUCUGCAGAUAGGGUUCAUGCAUAUUAAAAUAGGAUGAGAUACACUCUGCUGUGAACCUACCGCACAUCUGAGACAAAUGGUAAUUUUUUUUUGUAGAGAAAAAACAUUACACCUUGGCUUUGCGUAGAUUUUUUUAUGUUGACGACCCCUGGACCGCUCGGGUGAUCGUGCUCGGGUGAUCGUGCUCGGGUGGGAUAGGUCAGUAGAAAGCCCGGAUUUUGGUGCGGUACUUCGUUCUACGAUCGCAAGGUGGGAUUAUAGAAUUACAAUAAUGAUCGUGGAAAAAAUAAUCAGUUUUUAAAUAGAAAUUUUGUGUUAAAUAAUUAGGCAAAAGCAAGGCUCCAGCUUCAGUUCUGGCUUGUGUUAUUGGCAAAGUUAGUUGAUUUUUGGCUUGUGGUAGGUUCCAGUUUAGUAAUUGUCAAUGCAAAAGAAACUUUUUAACUGUGCGAUUUAGCAAACUCGUGUCUUACACGCGUUUCGAUCCGUAAUCACCAACCAAGCAGUGAACACACACACUAAGAAGCACUGUCUUCAUGACCAACUUUGCUCUAAAAGCUACCGUCCUACACUCCACCAAAUGAUAUUUUUAAGUAAUCCAUUAUACUGCUGCUCUAUUAACUAUCGACAGCUCGAUAAAUAACGUUUUCCGUUUUACUUACUGCCUACGAUCUACGACUCGAACUCGCACUUAAUAUUGGACGCUCUCUUAUAGGAGGGGGUUUCCUUUACAUUACUAUGAUAUUUACGUUCUACUGGAAAUUAUGAUCAAAACGCUGAGUAAAUAUUUUUUUUACACUAUAUUACACACACCAUAGACUGAUCAUACAAAGCUUCCGUAAUCAAACUUCUCGUUAAAUAAUUUCCUUUUGUGUUGUCAUUUAAAAGUAUCGUCAAUGUUUAUGAUUAAGUAUGCGAUCGCUCGAUGCGUGAUGUUGAGCUUAGCUUUGAAUUGUUUUUUUUGUUCUAGUUUUAUCACCAUCGGGAUAAAGAAAAGCCCAGGUUUUUUUUUGCAACACUUACACAUUCCCUCCAACUUUACACUACACUAGUUUGGAUAAGUUUGAUUGUUAGUACUUAAGUAUAUUGUCAUUUUGCCAGAAUCGACCGGGUGAAUUUGCUUUAUAGGACGAUGCAAAAAUCGUUUGCUUCGCUCGGCGAACAACCCUCAACUAACUAAUGGCUUACAGUAGAAAGUUUACUGGAGAAAAAAAAAAGUUUAAUCGCUUUCCACACUGAGCCUGCAAUAUAAUCUACUAAAACACAACAGCAACUACUAAAUCGCAAAGAUGCAAAAACCGAGCGCAUAAGCAAGCCUAGUCAUCUGUACAAACUCUUUGUUCAAAUUGCUUGCGAGAAAUCAGAUUAGACCAAACUAGGAGGAGAGCUCGUACAGAAUAGAGACAGCAUAAUGCAGAACUUUAAUGCAAAUUAUUAGUACUAGAUCGAUAUUUAGCUGUGUGUUUGUGUGUGCGUGUGUGAUCGUGGUGAUACCAAACUAUCGGUUCACAGUGGAAAUGUAUGUUUUGAAUCUGUGAGCGGUCCGAAACCGGAAACGAUCCGUCUCUUCUGACGUUUGGGGUUUGUUGUGUAAGAAGAUGUAGGUGCGUCAUCGUUGUGACACAAUUGAAUGAUGAUCGUGAAACAGUUUGCACCAGACAGAAGAUGAGAGGGAUGUGAAUUAAAAAACAAUAAACGUUCUAAAGCA
This is a messenger RNA of Anopheles stephensi (Asian malaria mosquito), 10709 nucleotides long. RefSeq lists its product as uncharacterized. The transcript is spliced from 5 exons. Gene Ontology annotation, molecular function: protein binding. The record is from RefSeq and is a predicted model, not a curated record. The coding region runs from base 664 to 7542 and encodes 2292 amino acids. NCBI's taxonomy places the organism in Eukaryota, Metazoa, Arthropoda, Insecta, Diptera, Culicidae.